GACAGUGGCCUGAGAGCCCCUGAAAGUGCUCGCCGUGAGCGGCUGGUACCUGUCCCCUGGGAACUGCAAGAUGCACAGGACCUUGUGUACCUGUUUGUGAUCACAGCCGAGGACCAGCGAGGUAGCAUUACCACAUCCACACAGGGAUUUUACCAUAACCAGGCAGCAUCUCAGGGCCAGGAGAACCCAGAGCAGCCCCAGUACUGGAACGAGGAGCUGCAGAUGAUGAGGGACCUACCCAACAAGAACCAACCUGAGCAGCUGCUUCAAGAAAAAGCCAUGUUCAAGGUGCCUGAAUCCCCUGGUACACAGCAACUUCAGAAUGGCAGCCACAUGGGGCGCCAUGGUAGUCAGGGAGGCAUCGUCAUGGCCAUCAGUCCCAGUGAGGAGACCAAGCUGCAGAUGUUCAUGUGGAGCCGCAUCAUCUUCAGCCUGGGCUUUGUCAUUAGUGGCCACUACAAGGACUUUGCCAGGGAUGUGGCAGCCUCCAUAGCAUUCACCAAUGACCUGAACGGUGAGCACCCGCACAAGGCAGUGGACAUGGAGGGUCUGUACACGCUGGACACAGCAGAGGUGGAUGACCGCAGCUACUGGGUCAGGUUCCAGUCCUCAUCCCUGGCAUCCUGGAGUGGGACCAGGAGCAGAGUGUCAUCUAUGGCUCCACUGACUUUGUAAGAUGGUGGUGUGGCCCCCAUCGUGUUGCCUGGAUCUGCUGGAGCAUGAGUUAACUGCUCAAGACCCUGUGCCACUGCAUGCUCAACCACUGCAACGAUGAGGCGGAGCUCUUCUCGGUUGAGGGCAAGGGUGUCACUGGCAAUGACAGAUACUACCUGCUGAGCCCCCUCCCCCUGACCUCAGCUUCCUGCCUGUGCCCCACAAGGAGCUGCCAGAGGAGUGCUCCCAUGCCAGCUUCCCCUGCACCCACAGGCACAGGUUCUGUCGCUUGUGCCAGGAGCUGGUGGAUGUCUUUGUGGAGCACAGUUGAGGAGCAGCCCUGUGAGGCUGAGGCUGCAGCCAGCUGCACUCUGCUGCGGGCACGGGCACCCUGGGUUGUUCUGGGGCUGGAUCAUUGAAGAGAGAAGCUCUGGACAGUGAAGAAGAGCUCAUUUUGGCCACACUCACUAGAGCCCCUUUCCCAUCCCCCACCCACCUGCCAUCAGGCUCCCAGAUGCAGAAUCUGGAGCUUUGUGUUGGUUGCAAGCCAGCAAGCAGUCAAACCAGUGACCCAGCUGAGCUGUGCUGUUCUCCUAAGGAGCAUUUGGAAGUCACUGGCUGGGUUGUGAAGGUCACAGUCCCUGAGUGUUGGUGCUGCUGGUUUUUAGUGCUUAGGAGUUGGCCAUGUUAAAUUUCCCACACCACAAGUAACUCUUUUCCAGAAGCCAGUGGCAUUCCUGUCUCUGUUGGAAGUCCUGGUCUGAAUGUGGACCCUCUCUCCCCGACCUCUAUACUCUGGCUGUCUUCUUCCUGUCUGGGGAGAUCUGGCAGCCACCACCUUGUUGCCUGGGUCUGUGAGAGCAAAGCUGAGUUCUGGUCCGGCUUGUAGCAGAAGAAGGAAUUUGACACCAUCUAUAAGGCCCAGGUGGGCUGUGGCAGGGCCGGUGGGUUGAGCUGCGCCUGUAGGCUGUGGGCAGCUAAUCCUUUCCUGCCUGUGCUCUCUCCCCUGUUUUUUGGUGAGAACCAAGAGAAGGAAAGCUCCGAGAUCCUCAAGUGCCCGGCCCAGCAGGCCAUGGCCCAGCAGCACAUUGUGAAUGGGAGAUACUGGUCGGCUGCAGUGCCAGCAUCCUGCCCCUCCAGCUAUAUCCCUGGGUGGAGCUGGGCCCCCACCCGGCCUGGGUAGGAUGAGCCUCACUCACAGCUCAUCCCCCCACGGCCCCUCAGUUCACAGCCCCCAGUAUGGCCAGCGUCUUGGAGCAGCUCCAGGUCAUCGGUGAUGUCCUCUUCAUUCUUCUCAGCUGAGGCCCCUCCAUGGCUCCCUAUUUAGAAGUUGGCCUUUAGUUUUUUAAGAUAUGUAAUAGGCUGACAUGGCUCAAAAUUGAAAAGUGUAGCCAGUGAUGAGAACUUCCUUGUGAAUCCUUCCAGAAAUACUCCAUGUGAUCUUUAUCCCCCUCUUUUUUUUCUUUGGAAUUGUGGCAUGCCACGGAUGAAGGUUAUUAUUGUUUACUUCAUUUAACAAUGUAUCUUGGUGAUCUUCCAUUUCAGUUCCUAAGGAGUGGCUUUAUUCCUUCCUAGGCUGCCUGUGGUUCCAGUGCAAAAUGUGCCUUAGGAGCAGGCCCUGAGGACUCCCGCGGUGCUGUCACAAGCAGUGCUGCCUUUGGGAGCCCCUAACCUCCUGCUUUUUCUCUCCUCAGUGUGGGAAAGGGGUUUGGUCAGCCAGGGGUGUCAGCAGCCCUGUCCCACACCCAUUGUCUACACCUAAUCUGGUGGCAGGGAGGCCACAGAGUGCAGCGAUUGGAACUGGGUGAGAGGGUUAGAGGCAACUGGGCCCUAGGCCAAGUCAAGUGCAUGGAAUCCUGACUGUCAGCAAUUAGGGAUCUUUAUGCUUUUGGGAGGGAAGUACUUGUUCCACGCGUCUCACUGAAUAUGGCACGGAACCUGAUCUGUCCCAAGUGGGAGUUUAACCAAGCUAGCGGGGGCCCAGGGCCCUGGCCCAGUCUGACACCUACCUCCUCUCCCACCUUCUACUCACCCAGAAGACUAGGAGAAUCUGAAAGCAGAGGUGGUGCAGCGUCACUAGCUCCAGGAAUCCAGAAAAACAGGGAUAGGGCAUUCUGGGAGGUUGAAGUGGGUGGAUCACUUGAGCUCAAGAGUUGGAGACCAGUCUAGGAAACACGACGAAACCCCAUCUGCACAAAGCAAAAAUUAGCCUGGUGUGGUGGCGCGACCUGUAGUCCCAGCUACUCAGCAGGCUGAGGUGGAGGAUAGCUUGAGCCUGAGAGGUCCAGGCUGCAGUGAGCCAUGAUUGUGCCACUGCACUCCAGCCUGGGUGAUAGAGUGAGACCCUGUCUCAAAAAAACAAAACCAAAAAAACAGCUAGGGCUGGGGACCCCUAUGGCCACUGAAUCUGAGCCCAUGGGGCCAGAGGAACUGAGCUCCCAGCCCUGUGGCUGCCAAGGAUCCUUUUUCCUUGAGCUUGCAGGGAUUGAGAGAGAGAGACAGUCAGUGGCCCUGAUGUUAGCGAUGCAGACUCCAGGAGAAGGGGGCCCCUCUUCCACGUUCCACUCCCACCAUCCUCCUGGGUCCCCAGCCUGCAUGCCCCCCAAAAGAUGCUUUUGCACUGAUUCAUCAAAGCCUAAAGAUGCAAAGGCCUAAUUGAAGACCUGUGAAUGGCAUGUACGGUCCUCAGUUUCCAGCUGAGGGGCCACUCGGGCUCCCCAUAUUCCCCUCAGCCUCUCCAUCUUCCAGCAGGGGUGUGGAGUGCAUCCAUGGCCAUGAGUAUUGAUCUGUCCCAGCCUGUGCAUUGCUCCGAGGCAGUUCUGAGUGGAUGAUGUGCAGAUGGGAUUCCUCAGCUCAUUUGCGUGGUUGACGUUAUGGCUGCUGGUUUUACUGCCACAACUCCCAGGCCCAACCUGGCUUAAUGUCUAAGUUUUAAGCCAAAAAAGAUGGGGAGCAGAGCUUUGUGGCAGGGCUGGGGGUUGGGGUCCACUUUAGUUUUGUGGCAGGAUGAAGGCUGCAGUGGUUUUAUUAAUCAUGAUUGGCCUGGCCGUAGCUCCAGGCUGAGAGGGACAGGUUUGUCAGUGGUGGUCCCCCAGAUGUCCCUGUGCCCAGCCCUGGCCUGUCUGCCCUCAGGCCCAGGAGGAGGCGCUGCCACAGGCUCUGACUGGCGUCCCUACUCCCUGUACCCCAGAUGGACAGAACCUUCGGGUCUACAGUCAGAAUAUAUCAUUCUCCCCAUUUUAACCUGAGCUGCCUGACACACGGAGGGUGUGCUGGGUAAGGGGCCUAGGGAGCCAGGGUUGAAUCAUGGAUCCUGGGGAAAGGUUGCAGACACAGGAAGGGUUGUCACCUCUCUGUGGAGCCCUGCUGCUUGCCACACAGCACCUUCUGCAGAGACUAGCUCUGAGGGUGGCAGGGGACCCCACAGGCCAUGGCCACUCCCUCUCUGCACCUGUCCAUGCCUGCUGUGGAAGCCUGGACUGGGGGAGGAGAUUGCUACCCUGUGAGCCUGAGGGAGCCACGUCCAGCUGUGACCUCUACCUGGGGCUUUACAGAGAGCUGCUUAUGGGUAACAGACACCUUGUUUCAGAGGGAAUGGGCAUGAGCUGGCAAGUGAAGCACCCCCACAGCUUAUCAGGAACUUUUUCUCAUUUUUAAACCAUCAUGUCUUUAUUUCACAUUGGAAUAAAGUGAGGUUUUGAAA
Molecule: messenger RNA, 4357 nt
Organism: Pan troglodytes (chimpanzee)
Lineage: Eukaryota; Metazoa; Chordata; Mammalia; Primates; Hominidae
Product: clustered mitochondria protein homolog
Exons: 5
Coding region: 223-675 (150 amino acids)
Biological process (GO): organelle organization; intracellular distribution of mitochondria
Cellular component (GO): cytoplasm
Molecular function (GO): mRNA binding
Source: RefSeq, a predicted model, not a curated record